Messenger RNA from Cucurbita moschata (crookneck pumpkin), 1590 nucleotides. RefSeq names its product B3 domain-containing protein Os03g0120900-like. NCBI's taxonomy places the organism in Eukaryota, Viridiplantae, Streptophyta, Magnoliopsida, Cucurbitales, Cucurbitaceae. Gene Ontology annotation, molecular function: DNA-binding transcription factor activity; DNA binding. The record is from RefSeq and is a predicted model, not a curated record. The coding region runs from base 98 to 1123 and encodes 341 amino acids. The transcript has 4 exons.
CUCUUGUUUCUCUUAAUUUUUUGUGUUUUGGUUUGUGGGUUUUGGGCUUUUUUCCUUUUUGUGCUGUUUUUAGUAUAAUAUCUUGAGAGAUCCAUUAAUGGAUUUGGGUUCGUGUUCUAGAUUUCCGCUUGAUUCAAGCACAGAUUUUGAAAAGGAGCAGCAGCAACAGCAAGAAAUGGAAUCCAGCUCCCUUUUUGUUGAGAAAGAGCACAUGUUCGACAAAGUUGUGACUCCAAGCGAUGUGGGAAAAUUAAACCGGUUGGUCAUCCCAAAGCAACACGCUGAAAAGUACUUCCCGCUUGAUUCUUCAUCCAACGACAAGGGUCUUCUCUUGAACUUCGAAGACCGCUGUGGAAAAUCGUGGCGGUUCCGUUACUCUUACUGGACCAGCAGCCAGAGCUACGUCAUGACUAAAGGCUGGAGCCGCUUUGUUAAAGAGAAGCGCCUCGAUGCUGGUGAUAUCGUCUCCUUUCAACGAGGCCUUGGUCAUCUUGGUAAAGAUCGGUUUUUUAUUGAUUGGCGCCGCCGCCCACCUCAUGCCCCGCUUGACACACCUAUUACUUUUCACCACAACCACCACCUCCACGGCGGUGGAGCCGCCGGCGUUGCCCAAAUUCCUCACCAUUUUCACCUUCACCAGUGGACUCCAGUUGCCACACCCUUAUCUUUACCCAGGGACCACCUCCUCCACUUGCCGCAGAAUAAUAGUAAUCAUAAUAAUCUUACCCUAUUUCAUAAUGAUAAUUUUAAUCUCUAUAAUCAUCAUUAUCAUCAUCAUUAUCUUAACCCUCCUCCCAUCCAAGACGGCGGUGGUUCGCCAUCGGUUUUGUACCAUUUAAGAUCUGCGCCGCCACCGCCACCCGUGGCGGUGGGCGGUGGUGGCCGUGGAAUUGGGAAAGGUGCUGCUUCUUCUAAGACAUUGAGACUUUUUGGUGUCAACAUGGAAUGUGCAGUGUCUGAAGAUCAAUCUGAUGAUGAAUGUGACAUAACAACCUCGACUACGACAAUGUCGCCUCAAUUCCGCGUUUACGAUGGAAUGCCGAUGUCGAUACCGAUACGGAUGCCGAACAGUAACAACAAGCUGACGACCGACUUUUUCAAUAAAGGGAAGUCGUCAAAUUGAAUCCACACCUCCAAAAAGCUUCAUGAACAAACGAGGAAGAUAAUCAAAUUGGCUCUCUUGGAUUAAACCUCAGCGACAAGAAUCCGUAGAACACGUAGUGUAAACUGAAAUGUAGCGAUGGCUGUCUCUACUUGGUUGGACAAAUGGCAAAGCCCAUGCAGGUUUUGGCAGAGAAAAGUUUGAAAGAGAUGGCUUUUAACAGUUUUGGAUAUGGCAGUGGAAGCAAAUGCUUUCUUUUUCUGGUGAUUAAAUGCUUCAUUUCUGUUGACAAUCACAGUCUCACAAACAAGUUUGGUUUUGUUUAUAGGUUUUGACAUCUUUGUUCCAAGGUGUGUUUUUUGUUCUGACAAUGUUCUAAACUUGUGUCUCUUUGUGUAAAACAUUAUUGUAACAUGCUUUUAAUUUGUAAUAUUUUAGGGAAAAGUUUAAGAGGGAAAAAGAAUUGAAGUGUUUUUUCUUUCUUUUAA